Molecule: messenger RNA, 7123 nt
Organism: Lates calcarifer (barramundi perch)
Lineage: Eukaryota; Metazoa; Chordata; Actinopteri; Centropomidae
Gene: atrnl1b
Product: attractin-like 1b
Exons: 29
Coding region: 932-5068 (1378 amino acids)
Cellular component (GO): Golgi apparatus
Molecular function (GO): protein binding
Source: RefSeq, a predicted model, not a curated record
GCAGGUUGUGUUUAGUUUUCGCCAACCUGAGGAGCUGUCUAGUGUCGCUGCGCUAGGAAAUCCAUCGUUGCCAGUUCGUGUCAUGUUUUCAGUGUAACAGCGGGGCUUGUUUUUUUAAUAGAACACAAGGAGACACCACCACACAGUGCUGUCAACGAAGUCUACGUUUGAAGGUGCUUAAAUUGCCGUGGGAAAAGACCAGUAGGAUCAACAACAGUACAAAGUGGUUGCUCAAUGCCCCCUAGUCGGCAGGAAUAGCCUUCCAGAUCCCACAUCUCACCACAUCCAUGUUGACUGCGGCAGCCUUCGCACGGGGUCCAGGGCUUCAAACACCACAACCCCUUUGUUCUUCUGUGGACAAGAUCCGGUUAAAUUGUAGCGGCUUGUGGACGGACCUUGUUACAAUGUACAUCCCUGUUUCAGUCUGAGGGAUUGUUUACGCGUUAAAAUGGCUGCUGAAAUGGCUUUUGGAAGAGAAUGGUCUUGAAUCAAUGCAGUAACGUUGAAUUACCCAGCAGACGCCAAACUGCAAGUACGCUAACGAUACACAGGCAAACAAAUUAUGUUUUAGGUAAGUCACAGUGUUCAGAGAGUUAGCUCCUUUAGCUUUAAUAGAUGAUUCGCCGCUUUUUUAGUAGGUUCUUCCAACAAGAGGUUGGGUGAAGGGAAUUCCUCCCACUCCAAAUCUAUGCAUGCGGUUAACCAAGCAGCUUUUAUAAACACUUAGCUAACAUUGCAUUUUCUUAGCAAUUUACUCCAAAGCUUUGUAAGGAGGCUUAGCUGAGCCUUAAUUUGAGUAUGCAUAACACUCAACGAAUAUGCAGGACUUCUUUGUUAUAAUUGAAACAGCCUGAGUAGCCGAGGCUCUCUCCCAAAGCAGACCUAAAAGGCCCCGGUCUUUUACUCGGCUCGGUCGACCUGGGGUGAAAAAAUGGAUCCUGGGGGUAAAUGUAAGACUAAACUCUUUCUUUUUGGACCCAAAGUAGCCACCCACAGCGACCUGCGGGGUAUCAACAGAUACUUGGUGGUCUAUGUUUUGUUUUACUUUGUACUGUUCACUCACGCCUCCCCGGCGAAACCGUGUGACAAGAACUGCCUCUCUGGAAAAUGUAUAAACGGAUCCUGCAUCUGUGACCGAGGAUGGGUUGGAGACCAGUGCCAGCACUGCCAAGGGAGGUUCAAAUUGAUGGAGCCCUCGGGAUACCUCACUGAUGGUCCAAUCAACUACAAAUACAAAACAAAGUGCACCUGGCUCAUUGAGGGCUAUCCAAACGCGGUUCUCCGGUUAAGAUUUAACCACUUUGCCACAGAAUGUAGUUGGGACCAUAUGUAUGUCUAUGAUGGAGACUCGAUAUAUGCUCCUCUGGUUGCUGUUUUCAGUGGUCUCAUUGUGCCAGAGAUGCGAGGAAAUGAGACGGUUCCUGAGGUUGAGACAACUUCAGGCUACGCACUACUACACUUUUUCAGUGAUGCUGCCUAUAACCUGACAGGAUUUGAAAUAUUUUACUCGAUCAACUCUUGUCCCAAUAACUGCUCUGGCCACGGGAAGUGCACCCCUGGGAACUCGGUCGCCAGCAGAGUGUACUGUGAAUGUGACAAGUACUGGAAAGGCGAGGCCUGCGAUAUCCCCUACUGCAGGAACAACUGCGGUAGCCCCGACCACGGCUACUGCGACCUCACUGGGGAGAAGCUGUGUGUCUGCAACGACAGCUGGCAAGGUCCAGACUGCUCUCUAACUGUGCCCUCAACUGAGUCCUUCUGGGUCCUACCGAGCGUCAAGCCCUUUGGCACAUCACUCGCCAGAGCGUCCCAUAAGACCGUGGUGCAGGAGAAGGUCAUGUGGGUGGUGGGUGGAUACACUUUCAACUACAGCUCCUUCCAGAUGAUUCUCAACUACAACCUGGAGAGUGGCAUCUGGAACACAGUUCCCAUCAAUAGUGGCCCCGUGCCAAGAUACGGCCACUCUCUCGCUGCCUACCAGGAUGAUAUUUACAUGUUUGGUGGGAAACUGGAGGCCGGCUGGGGGAACGUGACAGACGAGCUGUGGGUGUUCAAUGUGCCCAGUCGGACGUGGCAGCGGAGAAACCCCGUGGUUGGCCCUCCGGCCCAGGCUCAGAUUUACGCUGUGGAGGGACAUUCAGCCCACUGUGUCCUGCUGGAGGGCGGCGAGGCCAUCAUGCUGGUCAUCUUUGGCUACUCCCCCAUCUACAGCUACAUCAGCAACGUUCAGGAGUACAACCUGAGAUCCAACACGUGGUUGGUGCCUGAGACCAAAGGUGCCAUUCCCCAGGGAGGUUACGGCCACAGCAGCACAUAUGACAGCUCCAGCAGCAGUGUGUAUGUUCAUGGAGGCUAUAAGGCACUGCCUGACAACAAAUACGGCCUUGUUGAUGACCUCUACCGCUAUGACGUUAACACCCGGACAUGGUUCAUCCUCAGAGAGAGCAACUUUCCACGGUACUUGCACUCGGCUGUACUCCUCAGUGGCACCCUGCUCGUCUUUGGUGGCAACACGCACAAUGACACAUCGCUCAGCAACGGGGCCAAGUGUUUCUCCGCUGACUUUCUUGCCUAUGACAUUGCCUGUGAUGAGUGGAGGCUCCUGCCUAAACCAGACCUGCACAGGGAUGUCAACCGCUUUGGUCACUCUGCUGUGGUCAGCAAUGGGUCCAUGUAUGUGUUUGGGGGGUUCUCCGGUGUGCUGCUCAACGAUGUGCUUGUAUACCGACCCCCCAGCUGCCAGGCCUUCCUUGCAGAGGAAGGGUGUGUGAAGGCAGGGCCGGGGGUCCGCUGCAUCUGGAGCAGAGGCCGCUGUCUCCCCUGGGAGCCCAGCAUGGCUAAUGGCAGCCUCACACCUGCCCCAUUCUGUCCCCCUAAAGCUGUCACAGUGGACGAGCGGUGCUACCGGUUCUCAGACUGUGCCAGCUGCACAGCCAACACCAAUGGGUGCCAGUGGUGUGAUGACAAGAAGUGCAUCUCUGCCUCCAGCAAUUGUACAUCUAACGUGAAGAACUUCACUGAGUGCCCGGUGCGGAACGAGCAGGUGUGCAGCAAGCUCGCCAACUGCAAGAGCUGCUCGCUGAAUCUCAACUGCCAGUGGGACCAGAAUCAGCCAGAGUGCCACGCUUUGCCUGCCCAGCAGUGCACUGAGGGUUGGAGCCAGGUGGGGGAGGCCUGCCUGAGAAUCAACUCCAGCCGUGAGAGUUACGACAAUGCCCAACACUACUGCAAGAACCUGAAUGGAAACAUCGCCUCGCUCACCACCUCUAAACAAGUGGACUUUGUGCUUGAGGAGCUCAAGAAGCUCCAGCAACAAGACAAGCGGCUGUCUCCCUGGGUGGGCCUGAGGAAAAUAAACGUGUCAUACUGGGGUUGGGAGGACAUGACCCCCUUCACCAACAGCAGCCUGCGCUGGCUGCCUGGCGAGCCCAGUGACUCUGGUUUCUGUGCUUACCUGGAGGAGCCUCAGGUGUCAGGCCUGAGAGCCAAUCCAUGUACUGCAACUGCCCAUGGGCUGAUUUGUGAAAAAGCCACUGGAAACCCCAAUCAGAGUACGCGUCCAUCCUGUAAGAAGCCGUGCUCGCUGCACACCAACUGUGCUAAUUGUACCAGCCAGGCCAUGGAGUGUAUGUGGUGCAGCAGUGCGCAGCGCUGCGUCGACUCCACUGCCUAUGUCAUCUCUUUUCCUUAUGGCCAGUGUCUGGAGUGGCAGACUGGUGAUUGUGUGGCCCAGAACUGCUCAGGCCUGCAGACAUGUUCCCAGUGUUUGGAGCAACCGGAGUGUGGCUGGUGUGGAGAUCCCAGCAGCACGGGGAAGGGUCUGUGCAUGGAGGGCUCGUACCGGGGGCCCAUGAAGAGAACGGCGAAGCAGGGCCAGCAGGGCCAGUCCCAGGACAUGAGCCUGGAGCCGGGCAGCUGCCCCAAAGACAAGGGCUACGAGUGGGCCUUCAUUCACUGCCCUGCAUGCCAGUGUAAUGGCCACAGCACGUGUGUGAACGGCAGCGUGUGCGAACAGUGCCGUAACCUCACCACCGGUCCUCACUGCCAGACCUGCAUGCCUGGUUACCACGGAGACCCGACCAAUGGUGGCAAAUGCCAGGCCUGUAAGUGUAAUGGUCACGCAAGUGUGUGCCAGGUGUUAACUGGCAAGUGCUUCUGCACCACCAAGGGGAUCAAAGGAGACCAGUGCCAGCUAUGUGACUCAGAAAACCGUUACCUUGGCAAUCCACUCAGAGGAACCUGCUACUAUAAUCUCCUGAUUGACUACCAGUUCACCUUCAGUCUCAUCCAAGAAGAUGACAAUCACUACACUGCUAUCAACUUUAUGGCGUCACCCGAGCAGGCAAACAAGAACUUGGACAUGUCCAUUAAUGCAUCCAACAACUUCAACCUCAAUAUCACCUGGUCGGUGGGAUCAACAGCUGGAACCAUCUCUGGGGAGGAGGUGCCCAUUGUGUCUAAAACUAACAUCAAGGAAUACAGAGACAGUUUCUCCUGUGAGAAGUUCACCUUCAGAAGCAACCCUAAUAUUACCUUUUACGUCUACGUCAGUAACUUCUCAUGGCCCAUCAAGAUCCAGAUUGCCUUCUCCCAACACAACAGUAUCAUGGACCUUGUCCAGUUCUUUGUUACAUUUUUCAGUUGCUUUCUGUCGCUACUCCUGGUUGCAGCGGUGGUGUGGAAGAUCAAACAAACCUGCUGGGCUUCACGAAGGAGAGAACAACUGAUGAGAGAGCGUCAGCAGAUGGCCAGUCGUCCAUUUGCCUCAGUUGCUGUUGCACUGGAUGCCAGGGGAGAACAAACAGAACUGUUGCAGCCUGUGGUUGAUGGUGUCCCUAAACCUGUUGCGAUGGAGCCGUGUUCAGGAGGGAAAGCUGCUGUGUUAACUGUCCUCAUGCGUCUGCCCUCUGGGCCCUCAGGCUUACCUCCACCAGGACAGUCAGGACUCAUUGUUGCCAGUGCGCUGAUAGACGUCUCGCAGCAGAAACCAACAGAUUUUAAGGACAAGUCCCAAGCGUUAAAGAACCGAAAAGCCCUUCCUCCCGCACACCAAGGCACCUGCGUCUGAGUCUCAACCCGUCAAUCCAUUGGGUUUCCUUUUUAAAAAAAUAAAAAUAAAAAAAUCCACCUGAGGUCAUGUUGCACCGACUUGUCAAAUGUCCCGGUUGGAAACCUUUCCAGAGACAAGAGAUGGCAACAUGUAGGGGAUUAUAUCAUUUGGCUGCUACCACUGAAGUUUUAGCAUCCCAAGAGCACAACUCUUGUUACCUGUUCUACAUAUGUCAUCCUCAGAAAUCCUUCUCCAACCUUCGUGACAGCAUCUUUCCCUUUAGCUUGGACAGUCAUUAUCUCAAAACUGAGUGGGAACCUGCCUGAUCAGUGAUAUCAGAGACAGAUUCAUCAGGAGGAUCUGCACCUACCGAAGCUUCCAUCAUCCAUUUGCUCAGCAGGAGGGUCUGUACAUUGGGUUGUAUCAAACUGAUUUCCCUCACACUGUGCUGGGAAUUGAAACAGAAGAUGGAAAAUGGUUGGUAGAUAGCCAGUACAUGCUGCCGGGGGGGUGGGGGUGGGGGGGCAUCUGUCCUUCGUUUUGCUUGCCAACAAGUGGUAUUCUAUGGUGCUAAAGCAUUUAGUUUUCAUGACAAGCCUGACUCUUAAUUUCAGUCUCUGCUGUAUGGACUGAAUUCAUUCUGCCUUUUUUUUCUGUGUGUGUUUGGGAGGUGGGGUGGGGUGAGGUGGGGGGGCAGGCCUUGACUCUCUUUAACAUCUCACAACCAAAUGAUAGUGUUUUAACGACUAGAGUAUUUUAUCACACCCCUUUGGUUUGCCAAUUCCCAUUAAUGAUCUCUUUUAGCAUUACCUGUACAUACGUAUCAUCCACCCAGCUGAAGCUAAUGUCUGUAUUUUCUGUGGAAUACAAUGUAUAAAAUGCUGCAGAGACACGAGACUGCAAUCACUACCGGCGGCAUGUGGGUGAAAGACUGCAAAAAGUCGGAGGAGGCACGAACAAAUCAUCAGUCGUCAAAGUAGAGCAUGGAAAACACAGAAACUUAAGAAAAGUUAGAUGCAUUUUAUUAGCAAACUGGGAGUUUCAUUAGCGACAAAAAUCCAGAUUUUUUUUUUUUUUUUCCCCAGUGUGCUCACUUUUGAAGAAGUUACAUAAUGCAGAGAAACACUGAAGCUCUGGUAAAUUCUUUACUGUAGUUUGUAAUUGUAUCAUUUUGCUGUGCAACUUGGACAUUUGGCUUUUGAACUUGCCCUUGGAUUGAUGUGGUGGGCGGAUGCCGUUUAGGAGAAAGACGUCUGCAUAAUAAAAUUAGACCAGGGACAUCAUGCUCCUCUGGCUGUUUACUAGUUUGUUUUGUAAGUUUUUUUAAGAGUCCUCUGAAGCUAUGACUUUAUUUCCAUCUUUGAGUACAAGGAGUUACGUUACCUUUUAUAUAAUGCCUUGGCUUUCCAUGAAGUCCUAUGGAAUGGGGGAGUGAGGGGGGGCAUGUUGAUCUGCAGAAAUUUUCAAAGCUGUCAACCAUUUUUAGCCCCGACUCCAUCCCGAGCUGUACAGUGUCUUGUUGGAACAAAUGUGAGUCUUUGUCACUCUUAUCUCUCGAGAUUUCAUGUGUUUGUCAGGUUUUUAUGACAGAAUGGCAAGAGAUUAUCAUUUAUUUUAGGCCUUGUCACCUGUUACUAUAUCUAUGAUAAAUUGUAAGUCUUUUGCUACACUUGUGAAAAGAGCAUUUCUGUUAAUAUUUUUUGUUUUGAUAUUUAACAGAUUCCUGUGUAAUAGCGCAUUUAACUUGAUUUUAUUCUCAACUUAAAUCAGUCGUUUUAAUGUCAACUCUUUUUGAAUGGUGCAUCUUUAAAGACUUUAUGGGCAUUGUCUUGCUUUUUGUUGCAAAGUGGUCAUUAUGAUGCAUUUCAUAAGGGUAGUAUGCCAGCUAAUGUGUUUUUAUUUUGUGUUUGUAGAGUAAUCCUUUAACAGUGUCAUUACACAGGAAUCAGGGUCUCACUGUACCGUGAAAAAAGAUGAGAAACUGCAUAUCAGUAAUCUUCAGUGUAUUUUAAAGAUGGACAACAUGCCAGAAAAUAAAAAAAAAAAACAGACCUGAGAAUCAUUUGUACAGCA